CGGAGUGGUGCGCGAAACCUAGGCCAGCCACGUAGCGAUGCGGCCAGAGGCAGUGAGAACAUUAGUUAAGGGGGGUAAAAUAAAAAACUGAAAUAACAUUGACCCAGCUAGCCAGCUGGAUUUUGGAAACAGCAGUAGAAUUGUGGAGUGAGGCGAUAUGGUGCGAAUUUUACUGUGCACUCUGUGAGAUCCUGUGCCAUACAUAAGCUCUGUAGGAAAGAAUGUGGGAGAGGGCGCUCUCGACGGGGGUCUCAGAUCACCAAUGGCUGCUGAAACAAAACCAGCUGGUUUCCCCUGAUUCACAGCAGCAGCUAGCAUGGAUGUAACAGUCAGUGAAAGCAGGGCUGUGUGCUACGCGCUGCCCUCAGGGAGAAGCUCCUCCUGCUGAUUGCUGCCCACUGCCGGACCGUCUUUCUGCUGACUUCGCUCUGGUCACCACUGCACGUCGAGAUGGCCAGUUAGAGCUGCCCUGCCUGCUGCCGCUUUCACUUUCCCAUCUGGAGUACAGUCAUUUUUCACUCCUCAGAUUUCUCUUAUCUUUGGGUCACAUGUAACUGCUUUUUCUGUUUAGAAGCGUUUUUGGUUUUGUUUUCUGCUCCCUCUUUUUUGGGUGGAGUGGAGGGGUGGGGGGAUUCAGUGUGACCCUGCCCCUCCUUUACACUAUAAGAAGAGGGCAGUUAAAAGCAGGGAAAAAAAGAUUGGAACCAAGGAGCAUCCCUCAUCCCUCCCCCACCCCCUCCUCCCCACUUCCUCAAAGUCUUCCCUACAUGAAAUCCCGCUAGAACCUCGAGGAGAAGCUUUCUGUCUGGGGGUUGUGAAGGGAUGGCCCAGGACAAUGGCCACAGGACACAAGCAUCCCAGUCCUACUACCGCCCUUCAGCCCAGGAGCUGGACCUGUACAAGCGGGAGGCAGGGGGAAAGCCCUACUCGGGGCUGGUGGACAACAAGACGGGAGCCAAAGGCCCCCUGGGAGAGCAGGUCUCAGGUCAGCUUCCCCCCCAUCAUGUGAGUCCCCAGCAGCAGCAGCAGCAGUUCUACAGGGAGGGAGGGAAUGGCAGGCAGGAGAGCACCCAGGCUGCUCAGCCAGCAGAGGGCACUGAGGACAGUGAGGAGGUGCAGGAAAAGGAGCAACACACUUUCAAGCGGGAGCAAAUAAUCGUGGAGGUGAACCUGAACAACCAAACGCUUAAUGUCUCGAAGGGGGACAACAAGCCGGCCGUCUCCACCGAGUCCCAGAAAGUGAGGUCCGGCCAGGAAGAGAAGGAGGGGGAGCGUGAAACCCCCGAGGAAGAGCAGGAGGGGCAGGAAGACGAGGAGGAGAGCAAGAGCCGGAGGCAAGCGGCCAAGAGGCCCCGGAGAGGCCGAGUCGGAGCCGCCGCUUCUGGCCAGCCCGCCCGGAAGACCCGCAAGGCCGCGAUGGUGGCCGCCAGCGCAGUGGCAUCGUGCAUGACCACCAGGGGACGGAGGAAAUGCGCCGUGCCGCCCAAGAGGAGGCGGCGGCUGGCCCGACAGCUCAAGGGGGCCUCGUCGGGGUCCGUCCCCUCCUCGGCAGCGUUGGCGCCCGCGGGCAAGGGCAAGGGCGACCGAGAAGAGCGGGAGACGCUGACGUGUGACAAGUGCCCGCGCGUCUUCAACACCCGCUGGUACCUGGAGAAGCACAUGAACGUGACGCACCGCCGCAUGCAGAUCUGCGACAAGUGCGGCAAGAAGUUUGUGCUGGAGAGCGAGCUGGCGCUGCACCAGCAGACCGACUGCGAGCAGAACAUCCAGUGUUUGUCCUGUAACAAGUCCUUCAAGAAGCUGUGGUCCCUGCAUGAGCACAUCAAGAUUGUGCAUGGCUAUGCGGAGAAGAAGUUUGCCUGUGAGAUCUGUGAGAAGAAGUUCUACACCAUGGCGCACGUCCGUAAGCACAUGGUCGCCCACACCAAGGAUAUGCCGUUCACCUGCGAGACAUGCGGCAAGUCCUUCAAGCGCAGCAUGUCCCUGAAGGUGCACUCCCUGCAGCACUCGGGAGAGAAGCCCUUCCGCUGCGAGAAUUGUGAUGAGAGGUUCCAGUAUAAGUACCAGCUGCGCUCCCACAUGAGCAUCCACAUCGGACACAAGCAGUUCAUGUGCCAGUGGUGCGGCAAGGACUUCAACAUGAAGCAGUACUUCGACGAGCACAUGAAGACUCACACAGGAGAGAAGCCGUUCAUCUGUGAGAUCUGCGGGAAGAGCUUCACCAGCCGGCCCAACAUGAAGCGCCACCGCCGCACCCACACGGGCGAGAAGCCGUACCCCUGCGACAUCUGCGGCCAGCGCUUCCGCUUCUCCAACAUGCUCAAGGCCCACAAGGAGAAGUGCUUCCUGGUCACCGGCCCCGUCACUCUCACCCCAACCAGCCACCCGCUGCCUCUCCCCCUUCCCUCCAUGCACUCGUCCGCUGGCUCCGUCCCCACCGCCGCUUCCUCUGUCCCCACUCCCCCGCCCUGCAGCACUCCCACACCUCUGGGCUUGAGCCCCGUCAGCGGAGCCCUCCCCCCCCGGUCAGUAGCCCACCCCUUCUCCCAUCAGCACCUGCACUCGCACACGUCGGACCACCACCUCGCCCACCACGCUGCCCACCACCACCUGGCUGUUCCCCCUGUCUCGCACCUGUCCCCAUCCCCCGCGCUGUUCAAGAGCGAGCCGCUCAACCACCACGGGCAUGAGGACAGCUACCUGCGACACAUGGACCUGCCUGAAAAGAGCACAGGCGCUCCCCAGCACCACUGAGCACCAGAGGUGCAUAAAGACAGUCAGAGAAAUAUAUAUUCCUACAUGCAGACGUAUAUAGAUAUAUUGUAUAGAUAUCUUGUAUGAACUUUCCCACUCUGUUCUCUGACCACACAUUUGAAUCAGAGUGUAUGUGUGUGUGUUUGUGUGUUUGAGCCUCAUGGGAGGGAGGAGCUAUCACCUCUUUCCAACUGUGGGCAGUGGGCCUCUCCAUGUCCACAGUGUGUAAUCAAUCCUCUGGAAUGUUCCAGGUGUGCAGACUAUGUGCCAAGGGUGGGUUGAAAGUGAUAAUCCAUCUCCAGUCAGGGUCUCUCCACUCACAGUUGUGUCAUGCUUUUCCUCCCAGUCCUCUACAGCUCUGACAGUACUGACAGAUUGCUUGGUCCCUCUCCCCCCAUUUCAUCUUUUAUUUGAAUGGUGUUUCUGUGAAAACUUACAAUCACAUUAGUGAAUAUUUCUGCCUGGUUUUCUGUGAAUGUGAGAGUGUGUGGAUACUGCUAGUGUUUGGGUUCAUUUUGUGCACUACCCAAGCACACAACAGAGCAUGCACUUCACAUGGAUGAUGUUUUUACCCUUUCUGUUAUUCCAACAUUUCAUAUUCUCCAAAGUACAAAAUCUCAGCAUAUUUUGAACACUAA
Molecule: messenger RNA, 3392 nt
Organism: Megalops cyprinoides (Indo-Pacific tarpon)
Lineage: Eukaryota; Metazoa; Chordata; Actinopteri; Elopiformes; Megalopidae
Product: zinc finger protein 652-like
Exons: 6
Coding region: 823-2754 (643 amino acids)
Biological process (GO): regulation of transcription by RNA polymerase II
Cellular component (GO): nucleus
Molecular function (GO): RNA polymerase II cis-regulatory region sequence-specific DNA binding; DNA-binding transcription activator activity, RNA polymerase II-specific
Source: RefSeq, a predicted model, not a curated record